This is a messenger RNA of Centruroides sculpturatus (bark scorpion), 6069 nucleotides long. Its product is annotated as golgin subfamily A member 4-like. The record is from RefSeq and is a predicted model, not a curated record. NCBI's taxonomy places the organism in Eukaryota, Metazoa, Arthropoda, Arachnida, Scorpiones, Buthidae. The transcript has 4 exons. The coding region runs from base 1617 to 5954 and encodes 1445 amino acids.
ACAAGUUCUAUAAUGGAACGUAUUAAACAGAAUGUCUGCAGAAUUAAAAUUUAAAGUAAUAAAUUCAAAAAGGUAAUAAAUAUGAUUGAACUAAUCAAGAAUGCAAAGGUGUGAAUGGGUGGGAGUAGGGUGUUAAGAUUGGAUCAAAGUGUGCCUUCCAUGCGAACAAAAUUUUUUUUCAUUUUUAUGGUUAAUACAGUUGCCUACCUGGCCUGCUUUAAAGAUCUCCAAGGCCUCUAAAUCUCUAAUAUGGUCAUUAUGUUGAGUAUAACAUAUUAACCUUGUCCAGUCAAGUUUAACCUCAACAUUGCUGUCAAAGGUAUAUAUGGACAGAGCUAUGAAUGGUUUCAUGUUGUUAUCAUAUUUGUGCUCUUUUACAUGCUGCUUGAGGAAUUUUUCAUAACACUUAUGUAAACUAGAUCUCUGUCAAACCUAUAAUUCUUCAAGGUUAUCCUAUAAACCCCAGGUGUCCAUUCUUCAUUUAUGGCAUCUUUCCCAUAUUUUAGUGGCAGAUAUAUUGUAGGGUUACAUGUAUAUUUAUGUUUGCUAUUUGUUAACACAUUGCUGUCAAGUGAAAGUUCAUAAGUAAUUACUACCUGCUUGGUGUUUUUUCUGCUCUCUGUUGUUGGUAUUAUCAUCUAUAUCAUUACCAUUGUUACUCUGGGUCUUACACUUAUCAGAUAAUUGAUAGAUUAAGUGCUCGCUAAAGCUAUACCCACCCAGGGUAUUUUGUGUUAUGGAACAGUCCAGUUUCAGAGAAGUUUUCUUUUGAAGCUCUUUUUUAUCUGAGUAGAUGUGAUUAAAAAUACUACGUUUAAAAAAAUUAGAUUAAAAAAACAUUUUAUUCUAAUUUUUUUAAACAUAGUAUUUUUAAUGAUUAUUCUGUUAAUUCUUUCAUAUUAACAAAAAUACAAAGAAACAAAUCCAAAAUAUUAUGAAAAUUAUUAUUUAUUCAUUUUUUUAUGAUUUUUUGAAAAUAAUCAAAAAAUCCCAGUCUGCACAGCAUUCACAAGCACCACUAGUCCAGAAAUUGUUAAAUAAGUAUCCAUUAAAAGAAAGCCAGAUUUUCCAGACAAAGGAAGUAAAGCACUUUUUGGAAAUUGCUGAACAUAAUUCUAUGGAUAUUUCAUGUAAUCACUGAAUGUUUGAUAACAAAUUGCAAUCAUUUCAAUAGAAUAAAAACAGAAAAACAUAACUCUGAUUACAAAUGUUCUUAAGAAGCAUCAGUUAAUCUAUAUAAGUCAAGCACUAUGUUCAAAUACUACCUAGAAUUAUUUAAAUAUUCAAUUCAACUUGACCAUUUGAUUCAAGCAAUAAUUAAAUUUUCUUUACUUUAUAAAUUAAAGAAAGUGUAUAUAGAAUUAAUUAUUUAUUUCAAUUGAAAAUGAUAAAUUUUUAUUUGAUAUUUAGAUUGGAGUGAGAUAGAAGAUAAAAAUGUACAGUCUAAAACUCCUGAAGGUGCUACAUCACAAGAAACAGAAGUAUCUGUUGUGCCAGAAGUACAAGGAAGACCAUCAGAACUACAAGGAAUAUGUUCUGCUAUAGAGCCAGGUACAGUGCACAGAACAAGAGAAAUUGAUAUAGCUGCUGGAAUAGAAGAACUCGAUGAGGUUCAAAUGAAACAGUUAACGCCUGAAGAAAUUCUUAGUUUUGCUGAAAAAAGAGAUUUUUUUCAAAGACUUUCUCAAACUUCAAUUAUCCUUCCCCCCGAUUUUUCAUCAUCAACAAAGCUUACAAUGACCAAAGGUGUUAAAUUAAUUGAUGAAAGUGAUGCAAGACAAGGAGAAGUUGUUGAAGAGCAAGUAAGUUUUGCAGAAAGAUUAAAAUUUUUUCAAACUGGAGCAGAAGAUGAAAAUGGUUCUAAACCAUCAUCAAUAACCGGUGAUUCGAGUGCUUUGUCAGACGAAGGAACAGAAGCAGAACGUUCAAUAACAGAAAAAGAAUUUACUGAAGAUAAGAUAAGUGGAUUGAAAGAAAAAUCAAGCAGUUCUUCAGAGUUUACAUCAGAAAAUCAAGUCCUGAAAGCAGAAAUUCAACUUUUCUUAAGAACUGGUAGUGGGGGAGAAGCAAUUGAAAUUUCAAAAAUUAAAGAUUAUAGUGGUUUAAGAAAGGAAGCUUCACAAGAAAGUUAUGUUUCUGAAGAAGAUAAACAAGAGGUACUAGAAACUAAUUUAGCCACUUAUGCUGAUGAAGAAAAACAGAUCAGUGAAGAAUGGGAAAUCAUUAAUGAUGAUGAAAUUAGAGAAGCUAGAGAAACUUUACAUCUCCACAUAGAUAAAGAUAAAGGAAUAGAAGAAACUUGGGAAGUAUUUAGCAAACAAAAACAAGAAUUAAAAAGUGUAGAAAUUAGUCCUCAGAUUACUAGUGAAACAAAAGAUAAAGAAAUUGAAAAAACUAUUACAGAAUUAACAACAGUAGUUGAAACAACUGAAUUUAUCAAAGAAAAAUUUAAAGAUGAUUUGAUUAAAUCUGAAACCAAAGAUGAAAUGAAGGUUAAAGACACUAUGAAAACUAAAGAUGAUACUACUUUGAUUAUGCAAAAAGAAACAACUGAUUCUGUCAAAGAAAAAGUUAAGGAAGAUUUGAUAAAAUCUGAAACCAAGGAGGAUGAAAUUAAACUUGAAGAGAUUAUAAAAACUGAAGGUGAUACUAUUUUGAUUAUGCAAGAAGAAAGAACUGAAUCUUUUGAAGAAAAAGUUAAGGAAGAUUUGAUUCAAUCUGAAAACAAAGAGGACGAAAUGAAACACAAAGAGGGUAUAAAAGUUGAAAGCGAUACUAAUUUAAUCAUGCAAAAAGAAAUGUUUUAUCCACAAGAAGAAAUUGAUAUUUCAUAUACUCUUGAAAGUGAACCAUUAGUUAAAACUGAGAAAAAAGAGAAAGAAAUAAAAGUAUCAUCAUCUGAAGAAAUUGAAGAUAUUUAUGAAGAAACUGGAACGAAGGAAACAGUUACAAAAACAAUUGUGAGAAAUAUUGAAAAAACAAUUAUUCGAACAGUAACAAAUAUCAAAUCAGAAUCAAAUCUAGAAACUGUUGAAGUAGCAGAAACUGAAUUAUGCAUUGAUGAUGAUACUUCAAAAGAUUUAAAUACUUUAGAUGAGAUAAAAUUUAGAGAGCCUCUUUCAAAAGAAAUAAUAGUGCCAGAAAAAGAAAUUACUACAGAAAUUUCUCCACAAGAAAACCUUGAUGUUUCAACAAAAAGAACAAUUAUCAUUGAAAAAAAGUUAGAUUCAAAAAGUGAUGUAAUUUCUUUAGUGGAAAAUGAAGAAAAAAUAUUAGAUAUUUCAGAAAUAGAAAAAGAACUUAAACGUGAUUCACCUGAAAAACAAAUAAUUACUCAAAUUGGAGAUGAAUUAAUGUAUGAUGACAGUGAUAAAAAGCAUAUUGAUUUCAGCCAGGAUGAACAAUAUGAAUAUGAAGGUAAAUUAAUUCCUGAAGUGCAUCCAGAAAUUCCUUCUGAUUUAACAAAAGAAGAUAUUGAAAUAGAAACUGAUAGUGAGUUUAAAAUGAUUCAACCUUUAAAAUCAGAAGACAUUUCUCCUGAGACUAAGGAUACAGAAUUAGAAAUUGAAGAAGAAAUUUUGAAAUCUACUAGUGAAGUCAUGGACUCUACUGUAACUUCUCUUCUAUUGUCUCAUGAUGAAAGUGAAGACACAGAAGAUGAUCAAAAAAAAUCAGAACAUAUGGUUUUUGAGAGUGACACUGCAACAAAAGAUACUACAGAAUCUGAAUCGGAAUCAAAAGAUUCACUCUCUAACAUAAGUGUCAUGGAGAAAGCAGAUACAAUCCAUUUGCAAGCUUCAGAACUAGAAGAAGCAGUCAGUCAUAAAGAAUCCGAUAUUUCUCAAUUAGAAAUGACAGAACUAACAGAUUCAAAACAUCUAAUAGAUAAAGAAUAUGAAAUGAUGGAAAGUUUGGCAAGUGCAGAAGCUUUUCCUGUCACUAUAACAUCCACAGUGGUUACAGAAGGAAAUGAAAUUGCAACAACAGACCAAUCAACAGUUAUUGUUAGAAAAAUUUCUACUAUUGUGAGUAAAACUGAAAAUGUUAUUUUGGAAAAAGAAUAUAAGAAAGUAAAAUCUGAUAAGACCUAUGAAGAACGUCUGUUUGACAUGGAUACAGACUAUAUAUAUUCAGAAGAAGAACACGUUGGAAUAAAGUUAUUUCCUGACAAAUUAGAAGAACAAAAUGAAUCAGGUAAGUUAAAUAGCAAAAUUUGUGUUGAGUCUAUAGAAUAUAUCCCUAAAGAAAAAAAUUAUGAAAUAACCUCACUUACUAUUCUUGAGAAAAAAUGCAAUUCAACAAUAAAAGAAAAUCACUUAUUUUCAGUUAAAGAGAAAAUAAUUGAAGAUGAAUUAAAUUUAGAAAAAGAAAAACAAAUUAUUAAUAAAGAUUUUAAAAAAUCUAUUCAAGAAGAUCCAAAUUGCCUUGAUUUAACUACUGAAACAACACAAUUUGAUGAACAAUAUUAUUCACCAUCUGAAGUAAGUUCUGCAAAAGAAAUUAACGUAACUACUGAAAUUUCCACUGAUAUAGGAAUUAAAUCGGAAAUACUUAAGCAAACUGCUGAUUUAUUAGAAAAAUCAGUUGUUUAUGAAAAUGAAAUAAAUGCACCAACAGAAUUUAAAAAUGCCGAUAUUUCUGAAACAGUCGUAUUAGAUGAAUCUGAAGAAAUCAAUAAAAAAAUUGGCAUUCAAGAAAUUGAUUCUAUAUUAAUAAAAGACAAAACAGAGUAUCUUGAAUUUGAAAAUAACUUAGAGAAGUUUGAAAUAGAAAACCAAAUUGCAGAUGAUACCAAACUUGAAUGCUUUGAAGAAAAAAAUCAAUCUUUAGAUGUAGUAUCAGAAAAAGAGCAAAUAAAAGAAUAUAAAAUUGAUGAUGUAUCUGUAUUUCAGAAAGAAACUUUUCAGUCAACAUCAAUUUCCUCAGAGUAUAAAAUUCAGCAUCCAAAUUCAAGUGAUUACUUUUCAGAAGGGCAAACUAAUGGAUUCAGUCAUUCAGAUGAUUAUCAAUCUUAUAGUCCAGAUGAUAUUCCUAAAGCUGAUGUUUUAACACAAGCAGAAGUGUCUUUUCCAUCUGCAUUAGAUACAAAAGAAUCUGCAUAUGAAAAUGUUAACAAAUGGAUGGAAAAAGAAAUGGAAAUUGUUAAAGAAAUGUUGAAGGAUAGACCAGAUAAUAUGCCUUCUUUGGAGAAUUAUGAAAGCAUAAUAGCUUUUGAUGGUGAUCUUCCGACUGGAGAUGACGAACUAUUUAAAAGAAGUUCUCCAACCAUGGAGUCAUUUGACGACGAGGCGCAAGUUGAAAAAUGUGACACCGAUCUUAUUUUACAGAUGUUAAACAAUGUUUCCUGCAGUGAAAUAGAACUAGCUGAAGUGCGAACCGAAGAUGAAGCACCUGAUAUCGAAGAAGAUAUUUCUCCAGCUGCAGAAGAAUUGUGUAAUUCUACAUUACAAGAAUUUAUAAAAGAGCAAACAGUCAAUGAAAAUUUUGAUCAAGGUGCAAAUAAAGAGAUACCAGAAAAGACUACAUCAGCACAAUUUACUAGUGAUAUUUAUGAAGAGUCAGAACUGGAUAAAACAAAAACAAAACCAACUCUUGAUCUAUAUCCUCAGUCAUCAUUAGAAGUAGAAAUAGGUAGUCACAUAAGUGAUGAUAUUUCACUUGACAUAGAUAAAAAUCAUAUUUCAUGUUCAGAAAAUAAAAUAGAAGUCCAACAAGAAAAAAUACCUAAUACCGAACUUUUAAAAUGUGAUACUACAUCCAACGUUAAAACAGUUUUAUUCCCUACUGCAUUACUGAAAGCCGAUGCAAUUCAUGAUUCUACCUCUGAUACUUUAACUUCUUCCACAGUGCUGAGUGCUAAAUUAGCUGAUGAAGCAUCUGAUAAUAUUUAUCCUCAACUAAAUCUUUCAGGUAUUUUGGUUUAUCUAAUAUUGUUCAUUAUCUGCUAUUCUUAAAAUCAAUGCACUGUUAUCAUCUUAUUUAUGCCUUAAUUAGAAUUAAUUUUUGAAUUUUACUUUAAUUGUAAUAUCAUAGCAUUUAUUUAUUUAAAUUAUAUUUUUAUAAUUUAUA